Messenger RNA from Anopheles gambiae (African malaria mosquito), 2549 nucleotides. RefSeq names its product crossover junction endonuclease MUS81 (gene mus81). The transcript has 3 exons. Gene Ontology annotation, molecular function: 3'-flap endonuclease activity; DNA binding; crossover junction DNA endonuclease activity. The record is from RefSeq and is a predicted model, not a curated record. Gene Ontology annotation, biological process: resolution of meiotic recombination intermediates; mitotic intra-S DNA damage checkpoint signaling; DNA catabolic process. Gene Ontology annotation, cellular component: Holliday junction resolvase complex; nucleus. The coding region runs from base 1 to 1515 and encodes 504 amino acids. Lineage: Eukaryota; Metazoa; Arthropoda; Insecta; Diptera; Culicidae.
AUGAUGAUUUCUGUCACGACCAAACCGCCAAAAACGUUGAAAACAAAAACCGGGUAUUCAACGCAUCUCAUCUUGUUGGGGUGCAGCAAUUCAACUCAAAAUGGUGUUAAACAUCCCACAAUUAUGCCACAAGUAAAGUGCAGCAUUAAACUAGAAAAGGAACACGCCGGGAGCGAUGUAUCCGCCUCGCAGCAGCAACCCAAUCGGUGCAGGAUAAGCGUCCGGCUCAAGCGACCGAACCCACUGUUCGAAAUGUGGUUAGAAGAAAUGAUAGCCAAAGCGGAAGAAAAGAACACGAUGGGUAAGAUGGCGCUCCAGAAAGCACUCACCUCCUUGCGGCGCUAUCCGCUUCCGCUGGCAACGGGCCGGGACUGUAUAGCGUUGAUGGAUUUCGGCAAAACGAUCUGCGAAAAUCUCGAUCGCAGGCUGAAGGCGUACCUUGCUAGCGGUGGACGGGUAGUGUCCGAUCAUACGCCAUCAAUUGAGGCUCUCUUGAAUGAUGAGCAAGGAGAACAUUACCGGGAACUUACGCGCACAGUGCGGCGAGAACGUGAGGAAGAGGUUAUGGUGGUUGCCGAGGAAACAGAACCCAUCGAGGAAGCCAUGCCAAAUGAUUCCAUUUUCGAUCAUGUACCCGGUACAGCGGCAGGAGGUGAUGAGUUCGUUCGCAUAACGCACCCGAAAGCGAUCCUGCUGGUAGACACGUGUGAAACGAUCGGCAAAUCGAAAAGUGGUCUAGAUCGAACGCUACAGGAGCUGACGCAGUAUGCCGUGGAGCACGAGGUACGGCGCUUGAGUGUGGGCGAUUUCGCGUGGAUCGUGCGGGACGAUUCGGGCAGGGAGUACUUGCUGCCCUACGUAGUGGAACGCAAGCGCAUGGACGAUCUGGCCAGCAGCAUCAAAGAUGGCCGGUUUCACGAGCAAAAGUUUCGUCUGAUGCAGUGUGGUCUGCCAAAUGUGAUUUACCUGAUUGAGCAUCUCGGGAACAACCGGCAGGUCGGUGUGCCGGAGGGAACGCUUACCCAAGCGGCAAUCAACACGUACGUGCAGGGGUUCACCGUAAAGUACACGGAAAACCAUCACCACACUGUCCUGUACCUUUCGGUGAUGACAAACUUCUUAAACAAUUCGCUUCAGAAUAAACUUUACCUCGACGUUACUAAUCGGCCCGCGACGGAGCACGCUUCCGAAUAUCGCUUCUCCAGUCAAACCGUUCCACUGCUUUCGUUUGAAUAUUUCUACAAACAAUCGUCCAAAACACGCGACACCACCGUGCGGGACACGUUCAUGAAGCAGCUGCUGCAAAUUAAGCUGCUUACGAUCGAGAAGAUAAAUGCCAUCGUGGAGAAGUACCCAACGCCCCAGAGUCUGUUCCGCGCGUACGAACGGUGCCCGAGCGAGACGGAGCGCCAGCGCCUACUGAACCUACCGUACGGACCGACGAAGCGUACGAUCGGCGACAAGCUGAGCAAAAUCAUCUACCAGCUGAUGAUGAGCGAACGGUACACUUCGUGAGCCACCGGAGGUCGCUUGGGACACCCAGCGUAGAGGUAAGAUGAUCAUUUUGCUGCGUUUUGCUGAUGAGACAAUUAGUGACAACUGCAUCUCAAACGUUUUCUACUCCGUUAUGCCGUUCCUGAAGCUAUAGCAUGAACGGUUGGCAGCCAGUCAAUGGGAUAGGAUCUAAAUCCCCUCUGAUGGAUAGACACUCCUGUUACCCUCUAUCCCUCGUUCCAGUUCGUACACAGUAAUAACAUGUAUCAUCACAUAUUAAAACUUGGGUACACGGAGUUGUUCCAACUUCUCGGGCGGACGAGUGUACAUGGCGUAUCAGGAGGGAGAGGGAGAGGGCAACAAGACGCUAAAAAAGCUGUCACGAGGCCUUCCAGAAGCAAUGGGGCCAUGGCGCGGGGCCAAUUGUUCAGCCCCAUGUAUCAAAGGACUAUCAGUUGGCAUUCGAAAAAUUGGAAAUGGACUUCAUGAUAUCGACCAUACGCUGUACUCCAUGAAUGAUGGGCUUAUGAAAAGUAAAUCCCAAUGACUUCCAAAGCUUAUACCGACUAUUGGAUAACUUUUUAGAAGUUUUCAGCCUGUCCGGUCAUUUGUAAACCGCGUCAGAAAAAAAUCUGCUUUACCUUGAUGUCUGCUUUACCUUGAAAAUCCAAGUUCACAAGUGAUUUGUUUUCCGUCGGCAAUCUUCACAUUCGUCACCCAUCGCAGACCUGCAGGAAACCCACAGUUCGCACUCUUAGCGAAGCGGAGCCUUGAAAAAACUGGAUAAUGCCCGGACAUGGAGUAUGAACCUCGUAGUUCCGUCAAUCUGUUAAUCCUGACCUAAUGCCUGCCGCAUCUACACCGUUUGCCACCUCCUGCCAUGCCCUGUCGCUCCUGGAGGACUUCUUCAAAGGAUGUUACAAACUACAUCAUGCUGUUCCCUGUGUAUAAAAUAGCCUUAGCUCUGCAAUGGGACGGAUUCUGAAGCUCAUCUGUAUGGGAUGUUACAGACUCUCUUCAACGACAUGUCGAACUGGCCGACUGGUAACAUGUAU